This is a messenger RNA of Myotis lucifugus (little brown bat), 384 nucleotides long. RefSeq names its product small integral membrane protein 9 (gene SMIM9). The record is from RefSeq and is a predicted model, not a curated record. Bases 1 to 297 code for a protein of 98 amino acids. The transcript is spliced from 3 exons. Lineage: Eukaryota; Metazoa; Chordata; Mammalia; Chiroptera; Vespertilionidae.
AUGAACCUCCCGAAGUUGCUGAUCUUUGGAUUUCUGCUGUGCUCUCUAACUUGCUUCUUGAAACCUCUGGUUUCCUCUUCGUCAUCUUUAACUGCUUAUAGACUACAAAAGGAGGAAAGAUCAAAACCCCUCUCAAGGGAAAACUACAGGUCCUGGAUGAGCAACUUCAAGGGUUACUUGCGGGAUCUCAUCAAAAGCUCCCUACCUCCGGCGGCCAUUUUUGCCUUUCUUGUGAGCACCGUGCUAAUGGGAACCCUUUGCUGCCUCACCAUUCUUGUGGGUGAACCAAACCAAUAAAGUCCUAGAAGAUUCAAUUGGGCAAGCAUGGAGUUUAGUUGGCUGGAUUUCAAGAAAGUGCAGUGUGCUCUUUGCUUAUAAUGAGAA